Colletotrichum spaethianum is the source of this 2100-nucleotide messenger RNA. RefSeq lists its product as uncharacterized. Bases 1 to 2100 code for a protein of 699 amino acids. The record is from RefSeq and is a predicted model, not a curated record. Lineage: Eukaryota; Fungi; Ascomycota; Sordariomycetes; Glomerellales; Glomerellaceae. The transcript is spliced from 4 exons. Gene Ontology annotation, biological process: positive regulation of GTPase activity. Gene Ontology annotation, molecular function: guanyl-nucleotide exchange factor activity. Gene Ontology annotation, cellular component: cytosol.
AUGGCCGAAGCGGCCUCUCAACAGCAGCCAUCGGGCGGCACGAUGCUAACGCCGGACGCCAUUGCAACCGUCCUUUCCUCCGCUUCGGCCUGGGCUGAUCCGGGAUCGGAGGACCAAAGCCGCGCGCAUAGGACGGCCUUGCUGGGCGACGUACUGUUCACGGCGCAGCAGCUGUGGAAUGCGGGCAGUGAGGAAAUUGAUGUCGUUGCGGAGAAGCUGGGUGACGGGAGCCGAGAUGCUUCUUGGAGACUGCCCUUGGGGAACUCGGGUGUCCUAGACUUCUUCCUCUCCAUCAUCUCCUCAGAUGGCCUGCGGCCAGCACUGAAGAAGCAUAUACUCCGUAUCAUUGGCAACUCAUGUGCCGACACUGACGAGAACCGUGAAAGGGUCAUCGCCUCCAACGCCAUCCCUUCCAUCAUCGGCUUUCUCGACGACGACACGGCGCUUCCCUUCGCCGUGCCCGUCCUCUACAACACACUCGUCGACUAUGAACCAGCUCAGGCCUAUGCCAGUGCCUCGUCCCUGACCAAACACCUUGUGGGCCUACUCGCCAGCACGCGGCUCGCAAACGCUCCGCACCUCGUCAGCAUCAUCGCCAAGAUCCUUGCUCUGCUAGCCACUCACGAAUCCGAGGCAAACCUCGCACCCCCGGAAACGCCGGCCAUCCUCCUCACGCUGGCCCUCACACCUACGACCGACGCCGAGGACUUUGUCUCCCUGACGGCCGUCGCCCUCGCCUACCUCACCCACGCGCCCAUCCAAGCGGCUCUUAUCGCCACAGGGUCCAUCCCAAUUCUCCUCGCGACCUUCUACCACCUCCAAACCCAGCUCGAAGCCAUCCAGGUCGAGGACGAGGACGCCGCUGUCCAACUCAGGGCCCUGCCGCAGUCCUUUGUGCAGAUCCUUGCCGACGUCUCCUACGCCGAGGACUUCACUCUCCACCACUCCCUCGGCUCCCCCGUCCUCGACACGCUCCAGUCAUGGCUGUCCCUCCCCAACCCUCACCUCCGCUCCGCCGCCUGUCUCUGCCUCGGCAACGUCGCCCGCUCUGACGAGGCCUCCUUCGCCCUCGUCCGGGACCAUGCCGUCCACGUCCCGCUCGUCGGCCUUCUCCGCGACGCGACCGAUUCCCUGCUGCUACACUCGGCGCUGUCCUUCCUCAAGAACCUCGCCAUCCCGUCCCAGAACAAGCCCGUCCUCGGCGACGCGGGGCUCUUUGACCCGGAUGUCCUCCCCCGCAUCUGGGCCCUCGACGUGAACCCCCAGGUCCAGUUCUCCGCAGUCUCUCUCACCCGCCUGCUCCUCGUUAACACCCCCUCCAACGUCCGCCGCCUCUGCGCGCCGCUGAGCCCGGACCCCCUAUCCCCUUCGCACGAGACGACGCAGCUCCACCGUCUCCUCGACAUCUUUUCCCGCACAGACGCCGAACACACAAAGACGGAGGCCGCCCGCGCCGCCGCCGUCGUCUGCCGCGUGCUCCACACCGCCCCGAUCCCCCCCGUCCUCCCCGACUGGAAAUCCUCCAAGGACAGCUACGUGUUCCGGCCCGAGAAGCCCCUUUCGCCCACGGCCGUAGCCGAGGCCGAGGGCGACGGCUGCACCAAGAGGCGAGAAAAGUUCUACCGCCAGCACGCGAGCCUGACCAGGGCCCUUGCCUUCCUCGUCACGCAGACGCGGUUCCCCGUGCUGCGCAGCGAGGCAUGGUUCGUCUUCGCGCUCAUGUGCCGUGCCCAGGACGGCGCCGACGUCGUCAUCCGCACGCUUCAGGUCACCGGUGCGUUCGAGGCGCUGACUGAGGCCAUCACGGGGCGGGCGUUCUCCGGGGAGGAGGCGCCGGCAGACGCAGGUCAGGCCGUCGUCGUCAGCGGCGGGGGCAACGCGGCGAUGGUGGAGGGUCUCGGACUGGAGCCGCAGCAGGCCGACCCAUCGCAGGCGGCGGGCAUGAAGAAGGUCGAUCGGGAGAACGGCCUAGUCAUGGUCUCGGAAUUGGUCAAGAAUCAUGCGGAUGAUCUGCCGGCCGCGAGGAGGGCGGCGUUUGAAGACAUGUUGAAGGAGGGAGGCGAGCUGCUCGUAGAUGAGAAGGGCAAGGGGAAGGCAUGA